Molecule: messenger RNA, 1578 nt
Organism: Neurospora tetraspora
Lineage: Eukaryota; Fungi; Ascomycota; Sordariomycetes; Sordariales; Sordariaceae
Exons: 3
Coding region: 245-1366 (373 amino acids)
Source: RefSeq, a predicted model, not a curated record
CUGCUGAAACUGAGCUAGCCAGAAGUUCAGAACCCAGCCCAAACACAUUGGGAAGCCACAGUUGCGACCGACGCCAACCACCUGUUGGUUUCGGUCUUCCUUGGAUAAACAAUCCCACACUAUCCAUCGGUCCAAGGUUCAACAUAAGAGAGAGAACGUGGCCCAGGACUCCCGUCCAUUCCUUGCCUCCAAACUUUCUCUCAACCUUCCAACAAUUGUUUAUUCGGUCACUAUUGGCGACAACAUGUCAAUGCUUCGGAGAUUGACUGGGCUUGUCCCAACACCCCGUGUCGGGCAGGCACUGGUAGGGUACUUGACAAUGAUCAGCUUGGCAGCUGGUCAGACAACUACCUUUCCACCGGAUUUUGAGGGCAUCUACUUUUUCGAAAACCAAGAUACCACUACGCUAACUUGCGGAACCGGUAGUACCUUCACCAUUUGGAGGGAUUCCAUCGCAGCUUGCUGCCCGAUAUCCUUUGCGAACUGCGACUUCCCAACGAAAUGUGUAGGCGAUACACUGUAUCACAGGUUUGGUACCACUGAACGCUGUCCAUCAGAUUACCCAAACUGCGCCACAAUGACCAUCUUCGACAAAUUUCCCCAAGCUAGUAACUACUGGUUUGAAGUAGGUUGCGGCCCGACAGACUACGCCAUUCACUCGAUAUACCGCGAGAUAGCCACGUCAACCAGCACAAGUUCCACCAGCCAGGCUUCCAGGACCUCACAACCACCCACUCCCGCGUCGACGGCCUCCACCACAGAGCCGUCAAUCACAUCAUCCGCUGCUACCGCAUCUACCGGUACCUCAGACUCAAAGACUUCUAGCUCCUCACAAUCCAAAGCCUGGAUAGCCGGGCCCAUCGCUGGCGGUGUCGCUGUCCUGCUCUUAUUGGGUGCCUUCCUUUGGUGGUGGCUGCGGAAGAACAAGAAGAACAAGACCAAAUCGCUCGAGCAAAACAACGCAAACAACGAGAACACCGCACCAUCGGCCCCGGUGGCCCAGACAGGAUAUGAAGGGGGAUAUAUGCCGGGACCGGGUUAUAUGGGCCAGCCACCACCUCAAGGCUAUACACCACAUACACAGUCACCACCAAAUCAAUACUCACCAUAUUAUCCGCCUUCGAGCCCGCCGCAGUAUCAUAACCCGCACCAUUCAAUGCUUUCUGGGACUGGAACCGCAUCGAUUAUGUCCGGUUGGCAAGGGCAGGGCGCAUCACCGCGGCCGGUUUCGGAGCUACACUCGGAGAAUGCGACGAUGAAGUAUCAGCACGAUGCUCCUAUCAUUUCAGAGGUUCCGGCAACUGAGCAACGUCCGGCGGGAGGGCAGGGUAAGCAGGGGCAUGGUGUUAUUGUUGAGGCUCCGUGAGGCUCUACGAGGUCUGAGGUUAGAAAAGGGGGCUCUGUUGAAUUGCGCGGUGAUUUGGCUGAGUUGAUGAGAAGAUGGUAGAUCAUAGUGAGCAUUGUUGGAUGACGGCGAUAUCGUUGGAUAGGUAUAGUGCAAUUCUGAGAGGGAACUGAACAGGAGCAAAUACCAGCCAGCUUUCGAUUGACCUAAAAAUGCGAGAAGAGAAGAAGCCU